AGUGCGGACUGCCCACCCCACCCCAGCCAGGCCACUCCGCCGUUUCUUCCUCCCGAAACUUUCUUUCCCCUUCCCCAAUCCUCCCAACCCCCAGAGCUCGGCGGCGACGGCGCGGGCGAGUCGAGCGCGCCGCCAUGAAGGUCUCCAUCAAGACGCUCAAGGGCUCCAGCUUCGAGAUCGAGGUGGACCCCUCCAUAAAGGUUGCUGAUGUUAAAAAGCUCAUUGAGACUACACAAGGGCAGAAUGUCUACCCAGCUGAUCAACAGAUGCUUAUUCAUCAAGGGAAUGUUCUAAAAAAUGAGACGACACUUGAAGAGAACAAAGUUCUGGAGAACAAUUUCAUUGUUAUAAUGUUGUCCAAGAAGGGAUCAUCAAGUGCUGCUUCAGCUACUGCUAAGGCUCCCACAAGUCAGGCCUCAGUUGAUAGGGCGAUUCCUGCCUCUCCUGCAACUCAACCACCAGCAGCAGCACCAGCACCUGUUGCGCCUGUUAGUGCACCUGCCCCAACUGCAGCAGCUGGUCCAGCUCCCACUGUUGCGGCAAUUGCGCCUGUUAGUGCACCUGCCCCAACUGCAGCAGCUGGUCCAGCUCCCACUGUUGCGGCAAUCACUGAAGCGGAUCCUUAUGGUCAAGCUGUGUCAAACCUUGUUGCUGGUGGCAAUCUAGAAGCAACUAUACAUUCUAUUCUUGAAAUGGGCGGAGGUGCAUGGGACCGUGACACCGUUGUGCGGGCUCUUCGGGCUGCAUAUAACAACCCAGAGCGUGCUGUUGAAUAUUUAUAUUCUGGGAUUCCUGAGCCGGAAGAGGCCCCUGCUGCUGCUGCUGCUGCACCAGCUCCUGCAAGCGGCCAACCGGUUGAUCCAGUUCAGGCUCCACAAUCAGCGCAACCUGCAAUUCCAUCUUCUGGACCCAAUGCUAAUCCCUUGGACCUGUUUCCUCAGGCCCUGCCGAAUGCUGCUUCAAAUGCUGCUGGUGGUGAAAAUCUCGAUGUUCUGCGAAAUAAUACACAGUUCAGAGGUUUGCUUUCCUUGGUGCAGGCUAACCCUCAAAUUUUGCAGCCUUUGCUUCAAGAACUAGGGAAACAAAAUCCACAUAUUAUGCAGCUGAUUCAGGAAAACCAAGCCGAGUUUCUGCGUUUGAUCAAUGAACCCGCAGAGGGAGCUGAAGGGAGUUUGCUAGAUCAGUUUGCUGAUGCUGAAAUGCCUCAAACAAUAGCAGUGACACCCGAGGAGAAUGAAGCUAUACAGCGGCUUGAACAAAUGGGCUUUGACCGCGAUCUGGUUCUAGAGGUUUUCUUUGCCUGCAACAAGGAUGAACAGAUGGCUGCCAACUAUCUGUUGGACCAUAUGAAUGACUUUGACGAAGCUCAGCAAUAGGGUGUCAGAUGGCUUGAAGUACAUGGCUGAUGAUGCGACUUAAUUCAGAAUGCAGCAUCAGUGUUUUGAAGGCUGAUUACCCCAAUUUAGGGUGUCGUGAAGAGCUAUUUUGAGUUUCUCAAUCAUCCUUUUUUUUUUUCCUGUUUGGGAUUCAUGUUAAGUGCGAGAUCUAGCUAGGUGUUACAGUGUCGACGGGAUGGUUGGUUAACUGGAUCUAAUGUUAUAGGUUAAGAAUCGAGCGUGUUCUGCUCUUGUUUGUCA
Molecule: messenger RNA, 1637 nt
Organism: Panicum virgatum (switchgrass)
Lineage: Eukaryota; Viridiplantae; Streptophyta; Magnoliopsida; Poales; Poaceae
Product: probable ubiquitin receptor RAD23
Exons: 12
Coding region: 135-1376 (413 amino acids)
Biological process (GO): nucleotide-excision repair; proteasome-mediated ubiquitin-dependent protein catabolic process
Cellular component (GO): nucleoplasm; cytosol
Molecular function (GO): proteasome binding; polyubiquitin modification-dependent protein binding; ubiquitin binding
Source: RefSeq, a predicted model, not a curated record